Messenger RNA from Oncorhynchus kisutch (coho salmon), 2149 nucleotides. Its product is annotated as keratin, type I cytoskeletal 13. The record is from RefSeq and is a predicted model, not a curated record. The coding region runs from base 133 to 1524 and encodes 463 amino acids. NCBI's taxonomy places the organism in Eukaryota, Metazoa, Chordata, Actinopteri, Salmoniformes, Salmonidae. Gene Ontology annotation, molecular function: structural molecule activity. Gene Ontology annotation, cellular component: cytoskeleton. The transcript has 7 exons.
CCACCGGUGUCCUCCUCCCAACCUCCCUCCCACCUUAAGCCCUGUGCAGCAUAUAAAGGGAACGGUGGCUGGGCCAGGCACCACAUUCUCUCUCCUCUUCAUCCCAGGCAGGCAGACUCCUUCUCAGCAGCCAUGUCCUUCUCCAGAUCUAGCAUGUCCUACAGCAGCAGCGGUGGUGGAGGUGGCACCAUGUCCAUGAGGUGUGGAGGUGGAGGUGGAAUGGGUAUGGGUUCCUCACGCUUCUCCUCAAUGGGUGGUGGUGGUGGUGGAGGAGGCCGCGUCACGGCCAUGAGGGCCGGCAGUGUGUAUGGAGGUGCAGGAGGCUCUGGGGUGCGCAUCUCUAGCUCCUCGUUUGGUUCCGGCAGCGGAGGUGGUGGUGGAGGUUAUGGUUUCGGCAUGGGAGGGGGUGGUGGUGGCGGUGGAGCCGAUCUCCAUGUGUCUGCCAACGAGAAGGCCACAAUGCAGAACCUGAACGACCGCCUGUCCAACUACUUGGAGAAGGUGCGCUCUCUGGAGGCGGCCAACGCCGAGCUGGAGCUGAAGAUCCGUCAGUUCAUGGAGAGCAAGACAUCCCCCAGCGCUCGCGACUACUCUCGCUUCUACGCUACUAUUGUCGACCUGCAGGACAAGAUCCAGGCUGCCACUUGCUUGAAUGGGGGCAUCUAUCUGAACAUCGACAACGCAAAGCUCGCUGCAGACGACUUCAGAACCAAGUAUGAGAACGAGCUGGCCAUGCGUCAGUCAGUGGAGGCGGACAUCGCCGGGAUGAAGAGGAUGCUGGACGAGAUGACCAUGGCCAGAUCUGACCUGGAGAUGCAGAUCGAGGGGCUGAAGGAGGAGCUCAUCUAUCUCAAGAAGAACCAUGAGGAGGAGCUGCUGGCCAUGAGGUCACAGAUGACUGGACAGAUCAACGUGGAGGUGGACGCAGCACCACAGCAGGACCUGUCCAGAGUCAUGGCUGAGAUCCGUGAGCAGUACGAGUCCGUUAGUGCCAAGAACCAGCGCGACCUGGAGUCCUGGUUCCAGACCAAGACAGAGACGUUGAACAAGGAGGUGGCAUCCAGCACAGAGGUUCUCCAGACCUCCAAGUCAGAGAUCUCAGAGAUCCGUCGCACACUGCAGGGCCUGGAGAUCGAACUGCAGUCACAGCUCAGCAUGAAAGGCUCCCUGGAGAACACGCUGGCGGAGACGGAGGGCCGUUACUCCAUGCAGCUGGGACGCCUCCAGAACCAAGUGACCAGUCUGGAGGAGCAGCUAGUGUCUCUCCGCAGCGACAUGGAACGCCAGGGCCAGGAGUACAAGAUGCUGCUGGACAUCAAGACACGCCUGGAGAUGGAGAUCGCUGAGUACAGGAGGCUGCUGGACGGAGAGGCUAGCGGCCUCGGCCUCAGCUCCUCGAAAUCUGUCCACAGCUCCUCCAGCUCUGGCCCCAGGUCCUCCACCAAAGGAAAGGUGGUGAUCGUCACAGAGGAAAUGGUGGAUGGCAAGGUUGUUUCCUCAAGUGGAACCAAACACACCACAUAAGGUCCCACACAUGCAGCGAGCACUGCAGCAAGCAACGGGUUAACCCCAUAGAAAUAUAAUUACUAGAAUGGGUAUAUGAAAUGAGAGGCCAGCACAUAGAAUAUUGCUGUUCCCCAGUGCUUAAUUCAUGCAACCUAAAAUACAACAUUUCAACUUAUAAAAAGUAUUUGUCAGAUAAAUAACGUUGUUUGUUGAGGCCAGCUCCGGUUAACUCUAGUUUAAGAUGUGCAUACCAGCCUCCUAUUCUUUCUAGAAUGGCUAAAGCCCCUCGGAUCAUUGACUUGAAUGGGGAUUUAUUUUCUGGUAAUACUAUUUCUAUGGUUAACACCUCCAGAACAACACAUUCUACUACAUCUGGAUGGAUGCAGGGUAGCCUAGUGGUUAGAGCGUUGGACUAGUAACUGGAAGGUUGCAAGUUCAAAUCCCCGAGCUGACAAGGUACAAAUCUGUCGUUCUGCCCCUGAACAGGCAGUUAACCCAUGUUCCUUGGCUGUCAUUGAAAAUAAGAAUUUGUUCUUAACUGACUUGCCUAGUUAAAUAAAGGUAAAAUUAAAUUAAAAUGGAACACCAACAACAGACCCCAUUGUCAAUGUAAUAAAGAUGCUCUGACUUGCUGACACCAUCA